AUGGACACUUCCAAAGACCUUGAGAUCAAAACGAAGAUAAGGCUAAAACUCCUUGCCAUAGAUAAGAUGCUUACUGAGGACCUUGGAAAAGAGGAGAUUAAAGAGCUAAGGCAAAGAAUAUGGCAGCUCCUUGGAAGAAAGGAGGAGAUGAAAUCGGGAAUAUCAAGGCCAACUGCUACCACAAAGGAUCUUUACAGGGCCAAUGAAGCCUAUGAGGGAUACAGCCUCUAA
Molecule: messenger RNA, 231 nt
Organism: Encephalitozoon intestinalis ATCC 50506
Lineage: Eukaryota; Fungi; Microsporidia; Unikaryonidae
Exons: 1
Coding region: 1-231 (76 amino acids)
Source: RefSeq, a predicted model, not a curated record